Peniophora sp. CBMAI 1063 is the source of this 1134-nucleotide messenger RNA. The record is from the annotation of a GenBank genome assembly. Lineage: Eukaryota; Fungi; Basidiomycota; Agaricomycetes; Russulales; Peniophoraceae.
AUGUCCCCCGCUUCGCUUCCUACACAACACGCCGCCGUUCUCUACGGCGCAAAAGACCUCCGCUACGAGCAGAGGACACUCUUCGCGCCACAGCCCGACCAGGCUCAAGUUGAGGUACAAGCCACAGGGCUUUGUGGUAGCGAUUUACACUACUACAUGCAUGGACGCAAUGGGGACUUUGCACUACAGGCUCCGCUAGUUCUCGGACACGAAGCAGCUGGUAUCGUGACUGCUGUUGGCUCUGGCAUAACGGAUCUCGCUGUCGGUCAGCGCGUGGCCAUUGAAGCCGGUAUCAUGUGCAGAAAUUGCGACUACUGCUCCAAGGGUCGGUACAACCUCUGCAAGGGUAUGCGCUUUGCCAGCAGCGCAAAGACCUUCCCGCAUCUGGACGGUACACUCCAGGAGCGGAUGAAUCAUCCUGCGCAUGUUCUCCAUCCGUUGCCCGACUCGUGCUCGUUCGAGCAAGCAGCUCUCGCCGAACCUCUCUCCGUCAUCUUACACGCUUCUCGUCGUGCACAGCUUGAAGCGGACCAAUCUGUCCUCGUAUACGGCGCGGGUGCAAUCGGUCUGCUUGCGUGCGCCAUGGCCAAGGCUCGGGGAGCGCGGCGCGUCGUGGUGGUUGACAUCAACCAGGCGAGGCUAUCAUUCGCCCACGAGAACGGCUUCGCACAACAAACCUACUGCCUGCCCGCCGCCGCGCGACCGAAGACGCCGGAAGAGCAAUUGCAACGUGCCAAAGAGUCGGGCGAGAAGAUCCUCGAGGCAUUUGGGGAGGCCGACGGCUUUGAUUGCAUCUUUGAGUGUACCGGCGCUGAGCCGUGCAUCCAGAUGGCUAUCCACACGGCCAUCACGGGUGGUAAACUCAUGCUCGUCGGGAUGGGCACCCGGAGCACGACGCUACCACUGUCCGCUGCGGCGCUGCGCGAGGUCGACAUCCAGGGUUCCUUCCGCUACGCCAACACCUAUCCCGAGGCUCUCGAGCUCCUUGGCUCCGGCAAGCUAUCGAACCUCGACAAGCUUGUGACGCACCGAUUCUCGCUCGCGGAUACCGCCAAGGCAUUCGAUCUGCUAUCCAAGGGCGUAGACGAAAAGGGGCAGAUGGCGCUGAAAGUUGUCAUCGGGCCGUCGCAAUGA